GUCCCCUGCUGUUUGGGUGGGUGCCGAGAGUUGUCAGUUGUAUACAGGGCCAGUAGUAGGUAGAUAUGUAUCGGGGUCGAGAUGUCAUCAGAUAGCACCAAUAUUUGUUUUUAGGAAUUCUAUAUUUCUCGCCUAAGUGACAUCUGCAUUCAAUAUGAACGUUGCGGUUCUCUUGCUGGCUUUCAGGGCGCCCACCAUUCUUACAGCCGAGUAGCCAUAGUUUCAAUUAAUUUAUACAAUUUUAACGAUAUGGUCGGCCAUAUCUAAAACCAUUGGAAGAUUGUACGAUGCGUAAUAAGGAUAAGGAGGUAUUUUCAAUUUGGUGAAUUAGAGGCAGUGAUGGCGGCAGUGGAUGGUGAUUCAAAAUCGAUCCCAGGCAUCGGAACUGGCAAUGAUAGUCACACCAGAUCUGGAACUCCAGGUGAUAAAGCUGGGCGUAGUAAUGAUGGUCCGAUCAGGCAAGCCACACCGCCUAGCAGGAACGCGUCCCGUAGUGGAAGUGCUCGUCAAAAUAAAUCGGUAACUUCGCCAAUCACAAAUGGGAACGGUGGAAAUGGCAGUCCAAAUUCACCUGCCGUCCAAAUUCAGAACCAAGAGGACAAAGGUCAACCAUAUUCUCAACGGAUGAGUGAUGUAACAGCGGAUUCCUCGAAAUCGCCAAACAGUUCUACUGUGGUGCCUCCUAAAAUGGAGGCUACAGAAAACACCAAGAGCACUCGCCUAACAACGGACGACACGAAUACUGUACAGAAAGACAAACCUAGUAACGAAGCACCAAAGAAGGAACAAGAGACUGUAGAGAAACAUCAAAAUGGACCUAAAGUUCCGGAAAAGAAAUCCGAUCCAACGCCAAGUUCCAUCGUUUCUGACAACAAGAGUCAGCAGUCAAAAGAGGAUGAAGAAGACGAGAGUGGCGGCAUUUUUCUGACACAGGCUUUAGUUACUCCAAGGUUGGGUGGUAAGAGCGGGUCGGAUAUAGUUAGUCCUAAGACGAAUCGCGUGAGUUUCAAAUCUGAGAAAAAGGAACCAAAAACCAACAACACCACCGCAGCUGUGUCAAAAUCAAUGGAGAUUGUUCCAGUAAAUAAUGGCCAAGCGCAAGACGAUGUCGACGUCUUUGCGGUCAUGGAUGAUAUCGUAAAGUCUGUGGACUCGACACCGAAGAUAGUCUGCAGUGUUUGUGACAAGACAUUCUCCAGUCCCCGUAUUCUACCUUGUCUACAUUCUCUAUGUUUUCCCUGCCUUGACAAAGUAUUGACUGAAUCGUCCGAGGAACAAACAUUUCCUUGUCCAGAAUGUAAAGAAAAUAUCCCAAGGAUCUCGCCUGAGUUCAUCAACAACGUAUAUCUGGAAGGAAUCUUAGGAGUGGAAAACUCGAAAACGGGGGAAUCUGCAUCUUGCGAGAUUUGUUCUUUACGGAACAUUAAAACACCAGCCAAAUACGAAUGUCUUGACUGUGUCGACCUUUUGUGUGACGAUUGUGGGAGCGCCCACUUAUCGACACGUGCCACAGUAGAUCAUCGCGUGGUGUCGCUCCAGGAGAUCGCCACUGGCAAAUACGACGGAGAGAUUAGGAAGAGAAUCCGUGUUAAGUGUCGCCAUCAUAAGGACGAGCCGUUCGAGAGCUUCUGUAAGAAAUGCAACACGAUGGUAUGUCGCGAGUGUAUGAUCUAUGAUCACCGAGGACAUGAGUGCGUCUCUUUACACGACGCUCACAAAGCAACGGAAACCAAUCUGAUGAGUCAUAUGGGAAGUGUCGCUAGGAAACAACGCGAGAUUUCACUUAAAAGAUCUAGAAUUGACACGGCAAUGUCAGAGAUUAACACGAAGGAGCAGACAUUGAUAGACUACGUGAACGAUCUCACCCAGCAGAUGAUACAGAAGCUAAAUCGGGAACGAGAAGAGGUGAUUGGUAAACUCCAGUUACACAUGAACGUUCAAAGGACAGAGUGUCGUGAUCACAGAAUCAAAAUCGACAAGGAGCUUGUCCGCAUCAACAGUGGACUUUCAUUCUGUCACCAGGUCACGCAUAACGGAAAGCAAGAUGAAGUACUCUUCAUGACACCGGCUCUAUCAAAACGGCUCAAGGAGUUGGCACAGUCCCCUAUAGCGGACCAGCCAGAUGUAGCACUGGAGUUCCCCAACAUCAGUCUGACGGACGAAUACAAGAUCACAGAGGCUGUAGACGUCUUCGAGUUUACACCUGAAAGUGAAGACGUCACGUCUUCUAGAAUAUCCAAAGGAUUCGGCAAAACGAUGAUAGUAUCAUUCCAGUUCAUGGAUAGGAUAAACAUAACAGGGCCCACCGACUACCUACCACCGAAAGUCACGGGCCUGGCUUGUACAGGCAAUGGGAGCCUGGUGAUUGCUGAUGCAAGCAAUUCUAAUGUGAAACUCUUUUCUACAACUGGGGCUUAUAUUGACAACCUGCUCACAUGCAGGCCUGUGGCCGUAGCUGCGUGUAGCAACGUCGUAUGUAUUAGCGAUCGCUUCUCUAUCCAGCUCGUUUCCACGGAUAGAAAAUUCAAACGCAGGAUUCCCCUGGAUGGGUCGGGGUCACUGUUUGCCGUGUCAAAUUUCCAAAUGAGAUAUUUCACAUUCGUCUCUCCUCUUCAACAAAUGUUCAAAGUUUACGACACAAGAGGACAGUUUGUUCAGGAAUUUCCCAUGCCCAAAGCUAGACGAAAGGGAAUGCAUCGCACUGCCAUGCAUAUCACAUCGAACAGUAAGGGCGAGAUGUUGGCCUCCGACUGGGGGUCAUUCUCGAUUGUGCACACGAAUACUGACGCCAGUGUACUGCACGAGUACAAAUGUGGCACCAUCGGGCGCUAUAACAACGGCUGGAUGCCCGGGGCACUCUCUGUCGACGCGUACGACAAUGUUCUCGUGGCCGAUCAGCAGAACGACCAGCUCAUGAUUCUUUCGCCUGACUUCAAGGUCAUUCACAAGCGGAAGGUCAGGCGAGAUAAGCUAGAGCGCCCCGUCACUUUGGCUAGUGACACCCACGGUCACUACUUCGUUGCUGGCAAAGGCAACUUUGUAAACAUUUACAUGUGCAAGUAUGGAUAAACAGGAAGUGACGUAGUGUGUGAUUU
Mizuhopecten yessoensis (Yesso scallop) is the source of this 3095-nucleotide messenger RNA. Its product is annotated as tripartite motif-containing protein 2-like. The coding region runs from base 340 to 3069 and encodes 909 amino acids. Gene Ontology annotation, biological process: positive regulation of DNA-templated transcription. Lineage: Eukaryota; Metazoa; Mollusca; Bivalvia; Pectinida; Pectinidae. Gene Ontology annotation, molecular function: ubiquitin-protein transferase activity; zinc ion binding. The record is from RefSeq and is a predicted model, not a curated record. Gene Ontology annotation, cellular component: chromatin; nucleoplasm. The transcript is spliced from 2 exons.